Molecule: messenger RNA, 762 nt
Organism: Xyrauchen texanus (razorback sucker)
Lineage: Eukaryota; Metazoa; Chordata; Actinopteri; Cypriniformes; Catostomidae
Product: NK1 transcription factor-related protein 2-like
Exons: 2
Coding region: 1-762 (253 amino acids)
Biological process (GO): cell differentiation; regulation of transcription by RNA polymerase II
Cellular component (GO): nucleus
Molecular function (GO): DNA-binding transcription factor activity, RNA polymerase II-specific; RNA polymerase II cis-regulatory region sequence-specific DNA binding
Source: RefSeq, a predicted model, not a curated record
AUGCUUGAAUAUCAUGAGUCAGGAGUGAAAACGACACCAGGUCAUCGGAUUUCCUUUUCAAUCCUUGAUAUUUUGGAUCCCAAAAAGUUCACAAGUAAAAAGACAGACGUAACAUCGGAGAAAAAAUGGACACCACCUUUAGAAAACACAGACUUUGGAAGUUUAGAGGAACAGCGCACCAGCAAGGAAAGUCCUGGGCAUGGGGAAUCGCGUCUCUGCAAAAAUACCAGUUCAGCUGAAGAACAUCAAAGUUGUGUUAGGCUGCAUCCGCCUGAUCCAGAUGUUGACUCGGACUCAGUAACCGGACCAGCAGCGGAGGAUUUGUCUCGCCAGCGGCGGCGUCGGUCCGAUCACUGCUGCCCGAAGCCGCGCCGUGCCAGAACCGCGUUUACGUACGAACAGCUGUUGGCUUUGGAGAACAAGUUCCACGCAACCCGUUAUUUAUCCGUGUGCGAGCGACUAAAUCUCGCGUUGUCCCUGAGCCUGACCGAAACCCAAGUCAAGAUUUGGUUCCAAAACCGAAGAACCAAGUGGAAAAAGCAGAAUCCUGGGGCUGACAGUUCCCUGCAACCCAGCACGAACGCUCUGCCCAGCACAAGCCCGACUUGUGGAUCCACACCUGCCUUCCACCAUCCGUUCAGCACCGGGAACGUGAUCUUUCAUUCUGCUGGCCCGGUGCACCUGGCAUCCUCCGGUGGACUCUUGCAUCCAUUUUUGACUGAUGGCUUUCUGCAGCCAGCAUUCUUCACUCCACAUUUAUGA